Molecule: messenger RNA, 5242 nt
Organism: Myotis lucifugus (little brown bat)
Lineage: Eukaryota; Metazoa; Chordata; Mammalia; Chiroptera; Vespertilionidae
Gene: CCDC9B
Product: coiled-coil domain containing 9B
Exons: 11
Coding region: 1-1629 (542 amino acids)
Source: RefSeq, a predicted model, not a curated record
AUGAUCUCGUGUGCUGAGCAGCGAAGCCGGCAGGGAGAGGCCGGCGGAGGCCUGGCUCCAGUGGCUCCAGCGUCCCUCCUGCUUCGGCUCCCCCGGGGCAGCUCUGGAAUUCUCUCCGUGCCUGCUGUUGCCAUGCACUCAGCUGGGCCUCACGGGGCCGAGUCCCCGAUGAACAGGCAGGAAGAGAAGGAUGCAGAGCUGGACCGGAGGAUAGUUGCUCUUCGAAAGAAGAACCAGGCCCUACUACGCAGGUACCAGGAGAUCCAGGAGGACCGGCGGCAGGCGGAGCAGGGGGGCAUGGCUGUGACCACACCGGAGCUCCUGCGCCCUGACAGCCUCACCGUCACCAUCAGCCAGGUUCCCGGUGAGAAGCGGGUGGUCAGCCGGAACUGGGCAAGGAGCACCCUUGGGCCCGGAGCAGCCAAUGAGAUGCCGGAGGAUGAGGAGGUGGGGGACCUCGCUGAUACUUUCUGCUUGGGGGAGCGGGUGGAGCUGGCCGUGACCAUGGAAAACAAAGCCGAGGCCAAGCGGAUCGUAAGUGAGAAGCCCAGACCGAGGAACCAGGGGGCAGAAGGGUCACCUGUAGAGGGCAUGGGCCGGAGCUCCUGCAUGCACAUGGCUGCCAGCUUGGAUUCUGCUCGGAGGGGUGCCCGGGAGCCCCGGAAUCCAGGCCUGGGACGCUCAGCUCCCCACCGGCCCGUGUGGGGGCCCCUAGAGGACGGCUGGGACUAUGCGCAGUGGAAGCAGGAGCGGGAGGAGAUUGACCUGGCCCGCCUCGCCCGGCACAGGGAUGCACAGGGUGACUGGCGCCGCCCAUGGGACCUGGACAAGGCCAAGCCCACGCUCCAGGGCUCCAGCAAGCCUCGGGAUGAGGGCCCCGGCAGGGCAGGCGGCACCAGGGGUCCCAGGAGCCACCGGAAGCUACAGCCCCCACCACUGUCCCCUGAUGGCAAAGGUGGUACUACUCAGGGUGGGCAAUCUAGCAGACCCUUGGUGGCACUGGCCCUACACAGCAAAGCCCGAGGGACGGAGAGGCUGACUGGCAGGGCCCGCAGGUGGGAGACAAAGGAAGACAAGGAGGAGGUGGAGAGGCAGGAGGGAAGUGAAAGCACGAGGCAGACUCUGAGUGAGAAGGAACAUGCACAGACACAGAGCAGGAUGGAGCAGGGCAGACCCCCGAGUGCCCCGGCAACCAGCCCAGCUCCAGCAUCCCCGGAGGGGACAAAAGGGGAAUCAGAAGCUUCGACAGCCAGUCCGGUCCCUGGCUCUCCACAAAACACUGACUUGGUUCCCCUUGACCUCUCUCUAGGAGGCGCCGGUAGCCCCGGGCCUGGGAAGAGCGUGUGCCUGAGGCCUGGGGCCCAGGAGAGUCCUGUGUCCCGGUGGGAUGGUUCUGAGCAGCCUGUGUGGUGGGAUGAGCCCCAGGCUGAGCAGGAAGUCCAGGCUUGCUCUGAGCCACAAAGAGGAGCAGGGCCCCUAGAACCCAGAAAAGACAGGUCUGGCAAGGCUGGGGCCCAGCAGGGCCUGGCACCUCGAAGCAGGCCCCCCAGAGGAACUGGACAAAGAGCGAGGGGCACAGGAGGUGUGAGGAGCAGAAGAGGGGGCCCUGGCCCUGCAGGGAGAUGCUGAGCAAAGCUCCUGGGAGCAGGGGCACCAGACUGGGAAGAGAAGGAAAGAUCGCAGUCAAGAGCCUUCUUUGUGAUGGGCGUCUGGUUGCUGUGGCUUGUGGCCGUCUGGCUCAACAGUUUGGCAAACUCUCUGGCACAGUGACAUGUGGUGGCAAGGAGCUGUCCUUCCCUGCACCUCAUGUGCACAUCCCUGUGCAUGUGUGUUUCCCACCUGGUCUCUGAGGCUGGUAAGCCCUCUCUUGGGUCUACUGCAGCCCUGGCCACAAGCUGGCCCCGUCCCUCCCCACCCCUGAGGGAGAGAGCAAGGCUGAGAAGCACUUAGCACCUGGCUGCAUGGCCUCCCUCUCCAGCUGCCAGCGUCCAGCUCCUCAGUGCAGGCCCCCAGCAGCUGGUAUGACCAGUCCAGGCCUGGGCCCUUCCCCUCGCCUCUGCCUUACACCCAGAUAACUCACAGCCCCAGACUCACAGGGUGGCCAAUUCAGCAGCCAGAAGCCUUCCGCCCUCUGGAAAAGGAGGCUGAGGCCCAGAGAAAGGGAGGCCACAACUGCAGAGGCUGAGCUGGGGCUAGAAGAGCAGGCUCAGGUCUCCCCUAGAAAGACGUCCUCUCUGAAAUGGGGUGAGAGUGGGAGGGGAGGGGACAGUCUCCUCUCCCCACAGUAAAGUGGGAGAGCUUACCAUCAGGGACCACCCCCCACACCAGAUCAGGCACUGAAUGCACCCUGAAUGGGGACAGGGAGCAGCCCUGCAGCCUGGGGUCAUUUCCUGCCAUCGCCUACUUCCUCCCCCCACCACCUCACUGCACCACAGUCAGGCAAAAGCAGGGACUCAGACAGGAUCUCAGAGACGAGAAACAGCGACUCUCCAUAAGUACGACAGCAGGGCUUGUCUUUCCGACUUAAGUCUCCAUUUCUGCCCCUCCUCUGAGGCCCACGUCUGGUGAAUUAUCCAGACUCCGCACAAGCUGUGGCUUCCUCUCAAUUCAACAAACAUUUCCUGAGCACACACUACCAGCACUGCAGCCUGUGGGCGACAGUGACUUUGCCAGCAAGAGGGAGGGAGGAAACCUAGUCAUCCGGCAGAUCCAGGCUGCACAGCAGGAGCCGUUCUUGAAUGUAGGUGCCCGACAGGGGACAGGGACUAGGAUGGUGGUAGGAACCCUCCCUUUCUCAUCACGUGUACCCUUUGCCCCCGAGCCCUUGCCUGGAUCUCCCCAUGGGACCCCCUCUGCUCCCUUCCUCUCUGCUCCCGCCAUGGCUGUUCCUCUCUGGCCUCACCAGCUUCCCUAGGUUCUCUGGGGAGUAUCCAGAUUGUCCCCAGGAUUUCCAUUGUCAAAGUGAGGCCUUGACCAUGAGGUCGCAGCCUGGGCUUCCUCCCUGGUUCUCACUCCACCCUCCCCAACUAUUCAGGAAGCGUGAGGAGGGGCUCGACGGUUUCCAGCAGUGCUUCUCACACGUGAAGGCCCAGAGUAAUGCAGAUUCUAACUCAGCAGGUGGGGGCAGGCCUGGGAACUUUCAUUGCUGAUGCAUCUCCAGCUGGUGCCUAUGUGGCUGACUCCUGGACCACACUUGGGCAGUGAGGGUUUGGACCAGCAUAUAAGGGGGGCUGGGGGCAGAGACAGGCUGGACUCUCCCUGCCUGCUGCUGGCUGUGUGAGGGACGAGGAAGCGCUGGCCCUGUGUGGGGAGCUUCCUGGCUUCAGAGCUGGUGGGAAGCUGAGGCAGCUGGGAAGAUGCUGGAGAGGCCAGUGAGUGGGGCUGCCAGCUUCCUGUGGUGGAGAGUGAGAAAGCUGGGCAGAAAAGGGCUGAGAUGAAGGGGCUGGAAGAGGCUGGUGUGGGUUGGUCAAAGGGGUUUGGAAAAGGCUUGGCAACAUUCCUGUGCAUAUGGGAGGAAGACCCCUGUGAAAUGAAUAGGCAAGAAUGAGAGUCCAGCUCAAGCUUUCCUCUCGCCUUCCAGUCACACAGAUACGGCGUUGGAGCUUUGCUCUGGCCCUGGAGCCCAUGACUCCCAAAGGAUGGCGCUGGGGUAGGCAGAGCCCUUGAAUGCAAGUGUCUCCAAAAAUAAUUGUGAUCAAGACUUUGAAUUCUAAGGUUCACAAACUUCUCCCAACGCCAAUGCUUCCAACUGUACAGAUGUGCCUUCAUUCGAGGGGAUGUGCCAGGGCACGUUGACUGUGGGAUGGGGGUUUAGUAUUUGGGCAGAGCUCUGGUUCAGUCCUCACAACAGGACAUAAGCAAGAGAGAAAGCGGGACAGAAGGCUGUGGACAGACAGGACUUCUCUCCCUGAGAGUCGCAUCCAAAAGGAUGUUAGGAGGAAGGGAGUCACUAGGGGCUGGAAAGAAGACUGGCUCAGGACAUCUUCCCUGGAGGAAGAUGGUAGGGCGAGGUAAAGAUCACUGAACUUUAAUAACAAAGGCCAGUGUGGCUCAGUGGUGGAGCACCGGCCCACACACCAGAAGUUCUCGGGUUUGAUUCCUGGUCAAGGGCACGUACUUGGGUUUGUUCCAGGCCCCAGGUUGGGGCAUGUGGGAGGCAAGCAAUCGAUGUGUCUCUCUCACAGGAAUAUUUCUCUCUCUGUCCCUCUCCUCCUCCCUCCCUUCCACUCUAAAAUAAUCAAUGGGAAAAGUAUCCUGGGGUGAGGAUUAACAACAACAACAAAAAGGGAGCCCUUCUUCAGAAUAAAGGGAACCAGCAGCUAUGAGGACCACCCCUCCUGCUCUAAGAACCAGAAAUGGAGCAGGAGGGAAACCUGGGUAGACGCCCCUCCACAAAACUCGGGGUCCCGGAAGGCUGGCUUUCUCUCUUCCUGGACCCUUAAGGCCUGGUUGGGAGCCUUCCUCUUAGAAUCCCUUCUCUUCUCAACCAACGGACAAGAUUGCUCUUAAAAGUGGAAGUUCUUCAUGAGACAUGGCUUUCAGGAGCCCAGGCACAGAGCUGGAGGAACUCAGGGAGGGCACAGAGUGUAACAGGAAACCAGCAGGGAGAUGACAGCUUUACCGAAGGCCUCAAAACAGGGAGCGCGGAAGAGGCAGGAGGCAUCCCUGUGCUGGGCCCAUAUCACUUCGCAGAGAGGGACAGCAGACCAUAUUGUAAGGGAGAUAUGUGUUUUGUUUUGUUUUAAAAAGAUUUUUUAUUGAUUCUUAGAGAGGAAGGUUGAGGGAGAGAGAGAAACAUUGAUGCAACAUCGAUCGGCUGUGUCCUGCACUUCCCCAACCGGGAUCGAGGCUGCAACCUGGGCAUGUGCCCUGACCAGGAAUUGAACCAGCAACCUUUCAGUGCAUGGGACAAAGCCCAACCAACUGAGCCACACCGGCCAGGGUGAGAAGGACCUUUUUUGAUGAUGGGACACACAUGGGCCUUGGGAUCCGACAGACUGAAUCUGAAUCCUGUUUGCCAUCUGCCAGCGGGAUGACCUUGGUCAAUUUAACUUCUAAAAGCCUGUUUUCUUAUCUGCAACAUGGGGCUGGUAAUACCUAUCUUGAAGGGUUGUUCAAAAAAUUAAAGAGUACGCAAAAUAUGCCUGCACACAAUAGGCACUUUAUUAAUAGUAGCCUGGCACCUGGAAGGCACUUAGUAUUUGUUGAAUAAAUGAAGUAGCUAUUUGGUGUGACCUGUCUA